GCACAGAUGGAGGCCGGAGCAGAGCGCCACGAGGCGAGCAGAGAAGAGUUACUUCACACCCCGCCGCGCCGCCGCCUAUAACGACCUCUUCACGUGCCCUAUCUUUCUCCCCGCUCGCUCACGAGUUCGUCCUCUUCUUCUUCUUCUCCAUCUUCCACCCGAGUCUAGGUUCAUCUCCUCGAGCGCCAAGGAAACCACCAGCCGUAUGGACGCCAGGAAGAAAUCGCCGCCCGCAACCGCCGCCGGAACCACGCCGGCGGCGGCCAACGGAUACUUCAGCACCGUCUUCGCCGCGUCGCCUCUGGCAAAUGCAAAAGACGCGAAGCAGACGGACCUGUACGCUAUGUUGAACAAGCAGAAUUCCAAAGGGCAGAAUGGCGGUGGUUUUUCAGGUAAUGGAAAAUCCCACACUUCUACUAAAGGUCGCACUACGUGCAAGGAUGGAAAGCAUUCCUAUCCAAACGAGUCAUCAGAGUCUCCAUAUUUUGGCUCUUCUGUGCAUUACGGUGGUAGGGAGUUCUAUGGUAACACUCCUCAAAAGCAGGGCGAUGAAUCACCUGGAGAUCAUAAGGAAGAGAAUCCGGAUGGCUCACUGGCUACCAGAGGUGAUUGGUGGCAAGGUUCACUCUAUUACUAAGUACUUUGUUGAGGACUCUCCUUUUGUGAAACAAGAAUUAAAAGGAGCGGUCCCAACUGGUUUGCUGUAGAGCUGAUAUGGGUCAACAGCUAUCAAAAGUCAUAGUGGGGCGACAUCUGUUCUACCAGUGGAGGCAAUAUUUGGAUGCGUCAGCUCACCUGGCAGAUGUAGUCGCGUGUGUAUGUUGUGUCCUUUUCCCUUUUUUCCCCCUUGCCAAAUGGUACGGCACCAACAGGCAGCCCUUUGUUUUCCUGUUUCUUUUACCUGAUGAAAUGUAAUGAAAUGGUAGGGCAGCAACAAUAGCCCUUUUGUCUUUGCUGUUCUUAGUUAGCCCAAUUCUAAAAAAAUGAUGUGCAGCUGUGGCGUAGUUAGCCUAAUUCGGAAUAAGUUCACAUUGGGUCCCUCAAGUUGUCACGAAGUAUCAAAAUCGUCCCUCAACCACAAUACCAGAAAUGUUGGCCUUCGAAGUUAUGAAAACCGUUCAAUUCAG
Oryza brachyantha (malo sina) is the source of this 1127-nucleotide messenger RNA. RefSeq lists its product as uncharacterized. The coding region runs from base 206 to 637 and encodes 143 amino acids. The transcript is spliced from 6 exons. The record is from RefSeq and is a predicted model, not a curated record. NCBI's taxonomy places the organism in Eukaryota, Viridiplantae, Streptophyta, Magnoliopsida, Poales, Poaceae.